Molecule: messenger RNA, 969 nt
Organism: Chenopodium quinoa (quinoa)
Lineage: Eukaryota; Viridiplantae; Streptophyta; Magnoliopsida; Caryophyllales; Amaranthaceae
Exons: 6
Coding region: 195-521 (108 amino acids)
Source: RefSeq, a predicted model, not a curated record
GUUGAGACCUUGUUAUUCUUAAAUUAAAAAAAAAAAAAAAAAAAAAGUUGAGACCUUGUUAUUGUACUUCGCUACUUCAAAGUUGAGACCUUGUUAUUGUAAACCCUCAAUAAUUUAAUAUUGAUUGAUAUUUGAUCAACGAUUUGCAAAACAACAACUCCAUAACCAAAGAUCGAUCCAAAGUUGCAAGCAGCAUGGAUGAGCGUGAAUUUCAACGCCUCCUUCUCCUCUUCCCUGUUGUCCGAACUCCAGAUUACUAUCAAGCGGACUCAGAAUCGUCGGGGCAAUCAACCUCACAACCAGAAAGGAGUGAGGAGGUAUCAGAGUGGCAAGAUGCUCGGGGAGAGCAAGAACCCAAGAACCAAGAUGUCUUCUGGGAUAAAUUAAGAUCUACCGCAGAGAAAAAGGUUGGCCCGGCUGAGGCAGAGAAGUUCUGUGACGCCUUCCAGAAGAUUUAUCAGAAACUUGUGCAUGAAGAGCUAAGCAGAGAAGAUAUGGAAAACUUCUUAAACUCAUCUUGAGUUGUUAACUGGCUCAAUGGUUUUCGCUGUUGCCCAUUUUCCAAUUAACAUGAAGUAAUACCUAGAUCUAAGAUGAUUUGACAGCAAUGUCUGUCCAUUUUCAGUAUAGAUAUUGCUUUGGAGGAUCAUCUAGGCUUAUAUUUGGUGACGAUAGUCGAAUUUUUUUAGGUGGACUUUCUACUGUGUACAAGCAACUAUUGGCAUCUGAAGAUUUAGUCCCCUGACUGCUGUGGCAAGUGCUGUAAACACAUCGGAAGUUAUUCCAAUUUUUCAUGUCGGCUCGUAGCUAAAAUAUUUGCUGCUAAUACAGGACUAUAAUUGCACUCAAAUUUUAUAGUUACGAACUAUUACUCUUUUUAUGUCAGAUUAAUUGCAACUAUUUGACUUUUACAUAUGAAAAUAUAUGUAAAAAUUAUUAACAAAUUGGAUCAAGUUAGAUUGAUAAGUA